GUUCGGAUCAGUCUCGAUUUAUAUAUUCGUCUUUCAAUUGUCAUUGCAAUCCCCACAACGGAAAUACCAACUUAAAAUGCCCUCCAACGUUCUUAUCACUGGCGCAAACCGAGGAUUAGGUCUCGGGCUGGCCAAACGCUACCUAAACCUCCCAGGCCAGACUGUAAUCGCCCUCAUCCGCGACCCGUCAUCCCCCAGCUCAACCUCCCUUCGCACCCUCCCCAAACACGCAACCAGCCGCCUUAUCAUCCUCAAAUACGACGCAAGCAUCGAAUCCGACGCAUUCGACGCCAUCGCCGAGCUACGCAAUACCCACGGAAUCAACACUCUCGACAUCGUGUUCGCCAACGCCGGAAUCGCAAAGUCCUACCCCCUCGUUAAGGACGUUACGCGCGCUGAGAUCCUCGAACAUGUCGAUGUGAAUGCUCUGGCUGUAGUGUCGCUUUAUCAGGCUGGGAGGGAGUUAUUAGAGCAGUCGACGAGGGCUGAGAAGCCUGUGUUUGCGAUUAUGGGCUCUGGGGGUGGGGCAGUUGGACGACAACCACCUGUCCCUAGCGCCGUGUAUGGUGCUUCCAAAUCCCUUCUCAAUUGGUAUGGAGUCCGAAUCAACGCCGAAGAUGAAUGGUUGAACACGUUCAUCCUGGACCCGGGGUGGUCGGCCACCGAUAUGGGGAAUACGGCGGCGAAGGGGUGGGGGCUAGAGAGUGCGCCGGACUCGGUGGAUGAGGUUUGCGAUGGGAUUGUGAAGGUGGUCAGCGAGGCGACGAAGGGGGAGAUUGGAGGGAAGAUGAUCAAGUAUACGGGGGAGGUGAUGGGGUGGUGA
This is a messenger RNA of Aspergillus steynii IBT 23096, 823 nucleotides long. Its product is annotated as NAD(P)-binding protein. Lineage: Eukaryota; Fungi; Ascomycota; Eurotiomycetes; Eurotiales; Aspergillaceae. The transcript is spliced from 3 exons. Bases 77 to 823 code for a protein of 248 amino acids. The record is from RefSeq and is a predicted model, not a curated record.